GCCAUUUUGGUUGAAAUUGAUCUCUGUUUUCAUGUAGUUUUCAAUAUGUUUAUAAUUUGAAAGUGUGACAUCGUUUCCCCUGCGCUACUGGUAUGACUGUCCUGCUGUUUUGAAAUACCUUAUGAAAUGCACAUCUGCUGUUUUAUAAGAUUCUAGGUACUAAAAGCUAUACAGUUAUCUAUCCACAUUUGCCAAAGUUAGGAGCACAGGAACCCCAAAGUGGAAAAACGCUAAUGGAAAAUACUCUCCCCUCCCCCCAAGUAAAUACCUCUCUAGGCAUAUGUAAUGUACUGUGUGUUUAUUUUAUGUGUUGUUUUAGGCUGCCUGAAUCCCUUUGGAAAGAUGGAGGCAGGGUACAAAAAUAAAGUUGUUAUUAUUUGUAGAAUUUGCAAUACAACUCUGUGGUCAACCUGCCGAAUGUUAAGCAUUACAUCAUGUUGCCUAGAGAAGUAUUCACUCUAGGGUUCUCUUAAGUCAUCCAGUGCAGUUGUAUGGUCAGCUUCUCAUAUUUGCCCAUAGAAUUGUACUGAAGGACCUAGAGAUUCCUAGAGAGAACAUAUUAAGGAAACCUGUGACUAAUCAAAACCAUAAUAGUGACUGCAAAUCUGGAGGGCUGACUGCAUUGUGAAUUUAUAUUUUUGACCAGAAUCCUGUGGAUAUUGACAUCUUUGUAAAUGCAAUUGUUUCUGGGGAUAAGAAUUGGGCAGUUUUGUAACAUCGUAUUCAGCAAAAAGCUGUUGUUAUAUCCCUACAAACAGGAGUCAAUAAAGUAACCAAUGCACAUUGGUAUUGCUGCACAGUUAAGUGUACGUAAAAUUAUGGGUAAUGUAAACCAUGAUAGAGAAUUCCAGCUAUUAGAUAACAUUUAAUACUUUACCACUGAAUACAUUUUUAUGUUCUUCUGAUUUUAACUUUUGUUGCAGUUUAAAUUUCUAAGCCCCCUUGUGUAGAAAAAGUAUCCUAAAUAUAGGCAUUAAUUUAAACAAAAAUAAUAAAUCCAUCUCUGUGGUCAAGUAGAUAUGAUCAUGGAUGAAAGACUGCCUAUACUGUACUUGGAGAAAAGACUGGAAGGACAUUUUAUAAAUUAAAACCACAAUGAGUACCUUGGCUUUUGUAAGCUUUAAAAAAUUAGUGUAGUCAGUGUACACAUAUACACUGUCAUGUGUACAUUGUAAUCAGUGUGCACAUAGUGGUCACAUAUUUAAAGAGAUUUUGUCAAGGGAAUAGGUCCUUAUAUUGAAAUAUUUAUCAAUUUUAAAAUGCUAAAUUCAUGUUUUUUUCAUUGUGGGAUGUGAACACAGGACAGGCCUUUAAGUGAACUACUUUUGUGUUCAUAAAGGCACAAUCUAAUUAUAUGUCUUAGAGUUGCACCGGCCUACACAUGUGCAUUUUGUGAAGGGAUAGUAUGGAAAAUUUGUUUAAAAAUAGCACCCAUUGGAAAGUUCCAUGUGCAAGGAGGUUCCAAAUCAAAAUUCGAAUGUCACAUGUUUAUUCAAAACUGUGACCUUUACAAAAAAUAGUUAUAAUAGUCUUUCAUGAAGCAGCAAGAAAAUAGUUGGAGAACGAAUGGUCAGUGAGAGGCUUUGUGGUUAAAAAGACCUUAUGGUAUUUGCCUAUAUGAGCCUGCACUAGGUUUUGAGUUCAAUAAGAUAAAUCCUUUUUUUCAUUUCCAUCGCCCUCUGAGUCAUAUUUAGGAGAACUUGAUAUAGUUAGAAAUUACAAUUAUACUCAUGUAUAAGUGUAGAAAUUUUGGUUAAAAUAUCGGCUCAAAAAAACCAUGAGACAGUGUGAGUAUUGUAACUUAACUUUAUUUUAAAAGGAACCAUCCCAUUCUCUAAGUAGGCUUGUGAAAGCUUAGUUUGUUUUGGGAAGACCUAAAAGAAGCACUGACUCACCCUACUCUCUCAAACAUAGCAUCACUUCUGGAGUUUUGUUGUUGUUGUUUGUGAAUGCCUGAGUGGGUCAUACCAAAAUCCAUAACUUUGGCCCCAAAUCUUGCUCUCGACUUAUACAUGAUGAUGGCUUAUACAUGAGUACAAACAGUAAUUUAGCACUACUAAUUCAUUUCAUUUUUCAACCAAAUGCUGACUUCAUUAAUGUUUGUAGUAGCAAUUACUGUUUAAUAUAAUUUUAAUUUGUUACUUUUGAUUUACCUUGCAAGGAUUAUCCCUUGUGAAUAUUUUAAUAAUUUGGUUUAACAAUUUAAAGGGCAAUGACUUGUAUUAUAAAGUAAUCAACCAAAUUAAUUUCAUAAAUGUACCUCUCUUUCACACAGAUACCUUUCUAAUGAGGCAGGUUUUUCAAAGUUUAAGAUGAGUUGUUGGGGAAGUGGCUCUUAACAGUGGAUGCACCUUUUUCUUUUAUUGAAGAGUCGGUUUGUGUGUGCUUUUAAUCUCGUGUUUUAAUUGUAUCUGCAUUGUAUGACUGAAACAAUUAGCCAACUUGAAUGUCAUUCUGAAUGGCUGUUUUCAGUCUCUAUAUAUAAAAGUCAAAGUAUGUAUGUCUGUCUGCAUCACAAAAAUAUUGCUAGGUAAAGUGGCCCUCUGUGAUAUCACUAGAUUGGUUGUUGCUAGUUGAAGUAUUGCCUGUUGCUAGGUAAAAUGGACCUCUAAUGUCACUGGGAUAGAAGAGUGACAUGUCUAUGAGGGGAUGGAGGAAGGAAGGAAAGAGCCUCAAGGAGAGCCGUGUUGCCAUGGAGGCGUUGUGAGGUAGGCCCUCUCUGAGCUAGGGGAAGGGGAGGGAGAGAGGAAAGAAAGAAAGAGAAAAAGAAAGGAAAGGAGAGGGGAAGAAAGAAAAAGGGACGAAAGAAUGAAGAGAAAGGAAAUAAGAAAAUAUAUGAGGGAGGGAAAGAGAAAGAAGGGAUGAAAGCCUGGGGAGGAGGCGGUGUUCCAACACCCAGGUAAUGCUGGUAGAUAAAUAUAUACAAUCAGAGGUAUAAAAUUGCUGAAUUAAUCAGUGAAGAAUAUUUUGGAGUAUGUAAGCAUACCUUUUUGGUUGACUGUCGAAAAAGCAUUUCUCAGAUUCUGGCCAAACUCAGCAGCAAUUGCAUACUUCAACAGCUAGAACUGCUUCUAUGUGUUUGACAUCACAUUUGAACCAAAAUCAUGGCAAGAUUUCAUGCUUACAGUAGUGUUUUGUGUUUGCGUUUGUGUUUUUUAUUUGUUUACUUUUAAUAGCAAGAAGGGUCCUUGUGUGCCCAACACUGUUUGAAUAAUCUGCUGCAAGGGGAGUAUUUCAGUCCUGUAGAACUGUCCUUUAUUGCACAACAGCUGGAUGAAGAAGAGAGAAAAAGAAUGGCAGAAGGAGGGCUUUCUAGUGAAGAAUAUAGGACAUUUUUACAGCAGCCCUCUGGAAACAUGGAUGACAGUGGCUUCUUCUCAAUCCAACCCUCUGCACCACCAGAAAGCCACCUCCAGAGGGUUUCCUAUCCUUCCAGAGCAGGUUUUACAGUGGACAGGGGGCUGCAGAAGUGAGAGGAUAUUGCAGGUUAUAAGCAAUGCCUUGAAAGUUUGGGGUUUAGAACUAAUCCUCUUCAACAGCCCAGAGUAUCAGAGGCUCGGAAUCAACCCUAUAAAUGAAAGAUCUUUUAUUUGUAACUAUAAAGAACACUGGUUUACAGUUCGAAAAUUAGGAAAACAGUGGUUCAACUUGAACUCCCUUUUGACGGGUCCAGAACUAAUAUCUGACACAUACCUAGCACUUUUCCUGGCCCAGUUACAACAGGAAGGUUAUUCAAUAUUUGUUGUAAAAGGUGAUUUACCAGAUUGUGAGGCUGAUCAGUUAUUGCAGAUUGUUCAAGUGCAGCAAAUGCAGCGGCCUAAACUGAUUGGGGAAGAUGCCCUGCAAUCAAAAGAUCAGAGGGUGCAAAAACCAGAUGUAGAACAAGCAGUAGAUGUUAACCAUUCCUCUGAUGGUACGGCCAUGUUAGAUGAAGAUGAAGAAAACUUCCAAAAAGCACUUGCUCUCAGCAGGCAGGAGAUUGAUAUGGAGGAUGAAGAAGCUGAUCUCCGUCGAGCCAUUCAACUUAGUAUGCAAGGAGGCCCUCGAACUGGCUUUCCAGAGUCUCCCACGCAAAAUGUUCCACACUCCUCUGGAACAAACCCGGCUGAAUUGCUGACAUCUGAAGAACUGCGUCAAAGAAGACAGGCAUAUUUUGAGAAACAACAGCACCUGCAUCAACAAGUUCAGAAUCCAGAAUUUCAUGGCGCACCAGUUACAAGUACAAACGCACAAGUGUCGGAUCCAGGAGGCGAUAUGAGUGAAGACGAUAUGCUUCAAGCAGCCAUGAAUAUGUCCUUGGAAACUGUUAGAAACAACAUGAAUGUAGAAGAAAAGAAAUGACAAAAAUGACUAUUUCUGUUUUUAUCUCAAACACUAAAUCCUGUAUUAAUCUUGUGAGGAUGGUAUAAAAGUAGGGUUCAUUUCACUGAUGUACCAAAGCAGGAUAUUGGCUUGAAAACUUUGGGAUUUGUGAUCAGAAUUAAAAGGCAACCUUCAUAUAACAUAAAUAAAAUAUUACCAGUGAUUGGUUUUAGCUUUGACCACAUGGUUAGUUCUAAUCAAGUUGGUAGAGACUCCUCAUCUGAGUAAAGGGAUAGCCUUCUGUCAUAAAAUCUUCUCCAGCACUUUUCCAACCUAUGUAGACAUUCAGGGUGUGUUUAUGAUAUUGAGAAAUAGUUGUGAAGUACCACAGCCCCAGUCAGUUAUGAUACUAUGCUCUUGCAGACUCCUUUUUCUCAGAGCAAAAUUGCCUUUAAACAAUAGAUCCACAUAAAUAAUCACGAGGCCUGUAUGUUCAGAUUGCAUUAGCCAGUGUGUGACAUCUGAACCCUCUUAGACACACGUAUAUACGGGCAUUCCAACCUCCCCUUUUAUAUUCUGAAUCAUAGAAAUAUGAUUUGCCCUUAAUUCCUGGAAGGUAUUCCAGUUACACUGUAUGUAAACAAAAUGUUGACUAGUAUUUUUUGUUUGUUCUAAAAAAAAUGAAAGCAUUUUAUAGGUGAGAGUAUUAAAAAAAAUAUGUACAAAGGCAGGGAAAAAUCUUGUGAAACCCUUGUGAAAGCAUAUGUUGAAUUCUAAGUCUUGCAAGAGAUAGGCAAGCCAACAAGUUAAUCACAGAUCACAUUUAAAAGAUGGAACCCUUAAGAUCAUGCUAGAGUUUUCCUCUUUUAUUUUAAGAAGAGGAGGAAAGGAAUUUUUAAAUAUAUUCUUAUGAUAAAUUUUGUGCAGUCUCUAUCAUGGUGUUUUGUCCUAACACAAGCACUCAAGUAUAUGAAUGUUGGCUGGAUAACUUAAUUUGACAGUGCUGCGGUAUUUGUUAUGCAAUCACCUUUAUUCCUUUUCUGUUUGGAAAUCUUUGUUUUAUGCUUUCUUUUUACUGUUUUGUUUCUACAUGUACUAUUAAAGUAAGUUACAUAGCUGCCUUACACUAAGCACAGUGUACUCUGAUGGGCAGCAUCUCUCAAAGAUCUCAAGUACUGAUUUUUUUUUAAGUCCUUCUGGGUUGCUUUGGACUGGCGAUGUCUGGGAUUAAACUUGGGACGUUCUGCAUGCAAAGCAUGUAAUCUUCCACUGAAUUAUGGUCCUCUGAGAAUUCCAGACUGUCCAGAAUUGAGAAAGAGAAGGGAAAAUUUUAAUGCCAAGACUUCAGUGCCACACUAUGAAUAUGCAUACAAGAUACAUGAAAUGAACCCUGCAUGGAUACCUAUGUGUUGAGAAUGAAUAUUCAUAAAGGAAUGUGUGAGUGGGUGUGUAUUCUAUCAGAAGUUAAUGAAUGUCUUUUGCCUGUAAUAAUUUUGAAGCUUUUCAUGAAUGGCCUUUGUUCAUGCACCUUACAGUUUUCUGUCAUUGUUUCUGUUACUGAGAAAGAAUAGGGAGCAAACCUACUUUUUUGUUAGUCAAAUUAUACUUUUGAUAUACAAGAUUACUAUGACAGGAUGACCAAAAUUGGCAUUCUGUGUUACAAAAACAGUUUUUCUGUUUUGCAAUUGGUGCUUUAAGCAUACCUUCUGUUUACAUAUUAUAUCUAAUUGCUACAGUUAUGGAUGUUUACAGUGUUCAAACUGUAUUCUUAGUUCAUAGGCAUUAGCCAGAUACAGUAAGAAAAUCUUGGAAAAUCUAUUUGUGUUUGCUAAUUGUUUCAGAAUUAUUAUUGCACCAUAUUGAUGUGUCACUCCUAGCUACUGAAUGAAAAAAUAAUUGUAUACAACUAUAUGGUACGAUAGGGAAUAAUGCGAUAUAAAAAGAGCACUUGGAUUUUGAUGAUACUGGUUUACAGCAAUGUUCUUUAAAUGGCUCUGUACAUAUAAGGAGCCAAAUCCGUUAUCUUAUUUGCAUGCUUCAUGUUUUGUUGAUCUUUGUGAAGUAUUGGCAAUGGGAUGUGGCUCUGUGUAUGAGCAUUACUUUUAAGACUGCAUCUAGCUUUAUUAUUUUCAUAAACCUAAGGCAGCACUAUUUGACCAUACUUGAUUUUUAAUAGUAGAAAACCAUGCACAAAUCAUGGAUUUUAAAAACAACUGCAGCAUUAGUUACUUAAAGCUAUCUGCAUUUAUUAUAAUUUUGUUGCUUUUAAGCUAUUACUUGAAAAUAAUAUGCGAAGGGAUUCAUAUAAAGCAUGAAAUGAAAGCAUACCACUCUGUAUAAAACAUGAGUUUAUUUUUUCUUUGUACUUUUCCAAUAAAUGGUGUUCUUCUGGACAAGCUGAA
This is a messenger RNA of Anolis carolinensis (green anole), 6704 nucleotides long. RefSeq names its product ataxin 3 (gene atxn3). The record is from RefSeq and is a predicted model, not a curated record. NCBI's taxonomy places the organism in Eukaryota, Metazoa, Chordata, Lepidosauria, Squamata, Anolidae. The coding region runs from base 3274 to 4341 and encodes 355 amino acids. Gene Ontology annotation, cellular component: nucleus. Gene Ontology annotation, molecular function: cysteine-type deubiquitinase activity. Gene Ontology annotation, biological process: protein deubiquitination. The transcript is spliced from 11 exons.